Pogoniulus pusillus (Red-fronted tinkerbird) is the source of this 2474-nucleotide messenger RNA. RefSeq names its product melanin-concentrating hormone receptor 1-like. The record is from RefSeq and is a predicted model, not a curated record. The transcript has 2 exons. Gene Ontology annotation, biological process: neuropeptide signaling pathway. The coding region runs from base 191 to 1300 and encodes 369 amino acids. Gene Ontology annotation, molecular function: melanin-concentrating hormone receptor activity; neuropeptide binding. NCBI's taxonomy places the organism in Eukaryota, Metazoa, Chordata, Aves, Piciformes, Lybiidae. Gene Ontology annotation, cellular component: neuron projection; plasma membrane.
GCAGCAGAGCGCAGCCGAGCCGCAGCCUCUGCUCCGCAGCUGCAGGAGGGCUCUGUCCCCCAGCCUUUACCCGGCCCCCGUCCGCCCUGGCGAGCAAAGCCGAGGCGGGAGGCCUCCACCUCAUCGGCACCUCAGAUCCACCAAGGGAACUUGCCCAACUUUCUCCAUCUCUAGCACCGGAGUCACUACCAUGGCCCCCGCCAACUCCUCCCGCAACUUCUCCGCGGCAGAGGCUCGGAACGGCUCAGCAGUAGCAGAGAAGUCAGCACCCUACACCAAUGUGAUCAUGCCCAGUCUCUUCAGCAUCAUCUGUUUCCUGGGCGUUGUGGGGAACCUCAUCGUCAUUUACACUAUCGUCAAGAAGAAGAAGCUGAGAUGCAAGCAGACUGUGCCUGAUAUUUUCAUCUUCAACCUCUCCAUUGUGGAUCUCCUUUUCCUUCUGGGCAUGCCCUUCCUCAUCCACCAGCUCCUGGGCAAUGGCUCGUGGUACUUCGGAGCCCCACUCUGCACCAUCAUCACUGCCCUGGACACUAACAGCCAGAUCACCAGCACCAACAUCCUUACUGUGAUGACACUGGACCGUUACCUGGCAACUGUCUACCCUCUGAAAUCUACCUAUGUCCGGACCCCGUGCGUGGCAGCUUUAGUUAUCUGCUUGGUGUGGCUCCUCUCCUUCCUGACCAUCAUUCCUGUGUGGAUGUAUGCAGGCCUUAUGCCUCUGGACGAUGGCACUGUCCGCUGUGCUCUCCUGCUUCCCAACCCAGAGACUGAUAUCUACUGGUUCACCCUCUAUCAAUUCAUGCUGGCAUUUGCUGUGCCACUGAUUGUGAUUUGUGUGGUCUAUUUCAAGAUUCUCCAGCACAUGGCCACCACUGUGGUCCCAUUGCCCCAAAGGAGCCUCCAGGUACGUACAAAGAAAGUCACUCGCAUGGCAGUUGCCAUCUGCUCCGCCUUUUUCAUUUGCUGGGCUCCCUUCUACAUCCUCCAGCUGGUUCACCUUGGCAUUGACACACCAUCCAUGGCCUUCUUCUAUGCCUACAACUUUGCCAUUAGCUUGGGCUACGCCAACAGUUGCCUCAACCCCUUCCUCUACAUUGCCCUCAGUGAGACUUUCAAGCGCCAGUUCCUAGUGGCCAUCCGCCCCGCCAAAGAGCCAGGUCGCAACAGCAGCUCUGUCCACAACAACAGCAUGACAGAGGCCAGCGUGUGUCUGAAACUGGCACCAGAAUCCACCCAGCAGACUCAGUUUCUGGAGGACUUCUCCCCACGUUCAGCACCUGUGACGGUGGCUGUUCACUAGGGCACUCUGAAGUGAUCACAGCAGAAAGCCUUCAGACCUACAAGCUGCUGGAGAAGCAGCAGCUCCAGGCAGUUCUUGGCAAAGCACAUGAGCUACCAGCUCCCACCUCCAAGAGUCCAGGGGCUGCCUUUUGCACUGCAGGACUCUGCUCCUACAGUGCCCUUGGCCAAGGAGAUGCUGUGUUCUGCUGCUUCUUUCCACUGCUGCACAGAAAGACUCUGUUGCACAAGAUACCCGGGUACCCAUAGAGUGAGGAUGGAAGAAAGGACAGAAAGGGGAUUUCAGAGGAGAAUGUUCUCACUGUAAGAGCAAAACGUCUACCAACAUCACUGCCCAAUGAUUGCUGACCUCUUGGUGUGGCCAAGAUUCCUUGGCAGCAUGUCAGUACAGAGCUGCUUUGUUCAAAUCUUGACCCUUUGAAACACAAGGUCACUGACCUGCAGACUUGGAUGGCUGUGCUCCUAUUCUAGAAGCAAACAAGCAGAGACACCUUGAGGCCAGAAGUCUCUGUCACUUGGCCUUUUGGUCUAGCCCUGUCCGCCUCCAGUGGGCUGGAUCGUUUGGCAGCCAAAACACUCUCAAGAGCUGGCUCCAUUUUGAUGCUAACCCUAAAGACUUCGAGCAAAAUCAGGCAUGUAACAACUGCAGUGCUUCAAGGGACUGCAAACAACUCUCAAAACCCCUGCUGCUGACAACAGCUUUGUGGCUUUUCACGCCAAGGAGUAGCUUUUCCCACCACUGGUUCCUCAGGCUGCUCUUGUGCCUCGCAGGCUGCGGAGCCAUCGGGGAGCCCCGGGCAGAGGGUUUUAAACACGACUGGAAAAGCACAUUGUGCAGAGAUCGGCGGAGUGAGAAGCUGUAAAAAGGCAGCUCAGAGAAAGCAGAGUUGCUUAUGCAGCUUCCUCAAAAUAACAAAUGCUUUACAGAGUGAAAAGAGGGAAAAUUAAAUGUCUGCGGUUUGCAUAUGAGGCUUUAACAGUCGGAGGUUAGGAAACAGCUUUGCUGGUGACAAAGACGAGAGAAAAGACAGCCCAGAUCAGCUAAACGUGGGGAUUACACUGACUGCCUGUGCUGGGCUCCCAGGGGACUGGGAAGGCUUUGUUCCCACUUUGUCAAACACGGAGGAAGUGGUUACUGUAGAUGAAUUAUAUAUAAAGAUGAAUUAAAACCAUCA